AACUCUAUCGGACACAAAAUGAAUGGCACACAUUCGCCGGACAUGAUCAGUCGGUUCCGCGACCUGAAGCUACUCGAGUCAGGCGAAGGACCCCGGCCGGAACCAGCACAGCAUGGGGAACCGACGCACCAUCGGCAUCAGCGAUCGUUCACCUCCCAGUCAGCGGCCACCAAGUCCCAGUUCAUUCCGGCCAUUUGUAACUUUCAAACGGCGCGGAAAAUGGCACAGGAAAACCUCGAGCACCAGCCGCUGCCGGAUGCAGUGAUCGAUAUUGCAUUUCGGAAAGCGCAAGCCGCCGGAUUCCCCAAUCCCGGCAUGGAGCUAAGCGUUGGACCGUACGCAACCGGCGUUGGUUGUAAGAACUACAAGGCAGGACCUACCAAGUGCACCAAGUACCGUGUCUAUCGGCCAAAAACGUGCGGCGUCAUACCGAAGGUGCCGAGUGCGCUGGACACACCCGAGCGGCCGGAAAGUAUGCGCGUAAAGAAGAAGGUCGGUGCAAUGGAUUUGGCCAUCGGUUGGGAGUUUCGCACCAAGCACGAACCACGCUCACAAACCUACAUGGACGGCUCGAAACCCUCGGUGGCGCCUCCGAUAUUCGAAGUGGUAGAGCCGGCCAAGGACCUAAAUCUGCCCGCGGUGGUACACGCUGGAGGCGUCUUUUCCAACACCCUCGGGGAGGAGGACUUUUUCGACCGUGAUGUUAUUCGACAGCACAAGCGCCUGGUACGCCCGACCAGCAAUCGCUGCAAGUGUGGCAACAGUUCUGCCCGCUCGUCCAAAUCGCCAAACGCUGCUGCCCGGCAGCAGCAGCAACGAAAGAAUGGCAGUGGAAGACAGGAUCGUCAACAGGAUCUGCAACAGCAGCAUCAGCAGAAACAUCACGACGAACCGACCACGAUGGAAAUCAACAACAACAACCUGCCGGCAGUGCGUGGAUCAGCCCGAUCGCACGGAUCUUCACAGGGAAAGGAAAUAGCGGAACUCCAACGUCACGGUGGCAGCGCAAAUUCGAUGGAGCGCAAACUGCACGAGGCAGCGGCCAAGCAUGCGGAACGGAUCGAACGCUUCUGUCACAAGUUCGCGCCCGAGGAGUUCCCGUACAACUUCCACCAGGAGUACCGGUGUGCGUUUAAGGCCGGAAUACCGCAGAGCAAUGUGUCGGGCACGCUGAGUAGCUUCGAUACCGGACCGAACGGAACGCAGCGCAAACCGGCCAACUACAAGAAGCUGCUGCACAUUCCCAAACCGCGCGAGCCGUACACGAAGAAGAACUACGUUAUCGAUACGCUAGCGCCACCGUUUGCCUUCUGGAAGAAGGGUUCCGGCUAUCCGGACUAUUGGCGACUGAUCAGUGUCUAUCAGCAGGCGUACAAUAAGCCGAUCGAGAAGAGAAAGUACCCGCUGCUCAAAACCGUGUACCAGUAGUGGUGGACAGGACAGGGACGAGAAACUCCAUAAAGUCAGCUCAAUUAUUCAUAACCUUAUCAUAUACACAUACAUACACAUACACACACUCAUACGUACACCUUUAGGUCCCUUAGGUCAAUUUUGAUUUGUCGAUUUUCACCAAUAGCAGAUUGUGUCAAGCCCUGUACUUUAUAGUCUGAUGCGGAAUGGAUAAUAAAACGGAACAUUUCGAGGAGUCUCCAGGGAGAGAUGAACUCAUGCCACUUUGGUGCGUGAAGUGUUUUCCUGUAGCUGCACGCCAUCGGUGGUUUUGUCCGCAUAAGAUGGCACCUACAAACGACUGCAUGAAUGUUAUUUAUUAUUUAAAAUUAAAUAAUCAUAAAUAAGGACAACAUCGUCGUGGUCCUGAUCGAUAUUAUUGGUUUCAAAAGUGUAAUCUUACGAGAGGGAUGGAAUUGCAGGGAGAUGGUAGUAUCAGUGUUCUUCCUUGCCCGCCUUCCAUCCCAAAAGAGCCCUGAAAAUGUCAACAACAGCAACAUUUCUUUCCCAACUGCCAAACA
This is a messenger RNA of Anopheles coluzzii, 1970 nucleotides long. RefSeq lists its product as uncharacterized. The record is from RefSeq and is a predicted model, not a curated record. The transcript is spliced from 3 exons. NCBI's taxonomy places the organism in Eukaryota, Metazoa, Arthropoda, Insecta, Diptera, Culicidae. The coding region runs from base 19 to 1428 and encodes 469 amino acids.